Molecule: messenger RNA, 3589 nt
Organism: Callorhinchus milii (elephant shark)
Lineage: Eukaryota; Metazoa; Chordata; Chondrichthyes; Chimaeriformes; Callorhinchidae
Product: thioredoxin domain-containing protein 6
Exons: 17
Coding region: 196-3069 (957 amino acids)
Biological process (GO): UTP biosynthetic process; GTP biosynthetic process; CTP biosynthetic process
Molecular function (GO): nucleoside diphosphate kinase activity
Source: RefSeq, a predicted model, not a curated record
CCUGCUUUACGGAUCCUUGGGAGCUCCUUGGGAUGCAAUAAGGAGGCUUCCUCCAGCCCCUUCGCUAAGUCCGUGAUCAAGCCGUGAAGUGGAUUUGUGGCAAACCUGGGAAGCAGCUGCAGGGCAGGAGGACUCCGGCCUACGUUGACCGGCUGCUGAGCAUCUAAGAGACAGAGUCAACUUCACAUCAGAAAAAUGGCUGGCAAGAGAAGGGAAAUUCAAGUUCAGUUACCAAUAACUGAUGAAGAAGAGUGGGAGGCAAUGUUAGCAACAAAAGGUGUAUCAGUUUUGGAUGUUUAUCAAGGCUGGUGUGGACCAUGUAAAGCAAUUGUGAGUCUGUUCAAAAGACUGAAAUUGGAUAUAGGAGAUGAGCUUUUGCAUUUUUAUACAGUAGAAGCUAGCCGCCUACCCUUGUUAAAGGGGUUUGAAGGCAAAUGUGAACCUGUCUUCUUAUUUGUAAUGGGUGGUAAGAUUGUGGAUUCUGUGAAAGGGGUGAAUCCACCGCUUCUUAACAAACAAAUCCUGGAGAUGGUGGAGGAAGAAAGGAGGUUCUAUGAAGAAGGAGCUCAAAGAAAGAGAAUUGAAAUAGUUGAACUAUAUGAUAUAGGAGACGAGAUAGAAAAUUUUAUGGAAGGCGUAAUAUCUAAGCAAGUUGAAAAGCUAUUCACUAUCGUGCUUAUAAGACCUACUGCACUAACUGCCGGAAAAGACAACAUGAUCAAAGAACGUAUUAAAGAAACAGGGUACCUAAUUGUGGCUGAAGAAGUGAAAAUACUUUCUUUAUCUGAUGCUAAAGAACUGUAUGAUUUCAAAAAGGAUCAAACUCACUUUAGCGAAUUUAUUGAAAUGAUGACGAGUGAUCCUUGUGAUGCGCUAUUAUUAUCUGAAGGAGGUGAAACAGUGGAAAAGUUCAACAAGGAAGAUUUUUAUCACGAGGAUAUUGAAAUUGCCAAAACAGAUGAAGAAGACAGUGACAUCAGGGAACUAGCCUACAGACUAUUCGCUUUCUUUUUCCCUACUGUUUAUGAAAGUGUAAAGAAAACUGAAAAGACACUAGCCAUCCUCAGACCAAAACUUGUUGAAGAGAAUAAAGAUGCUGUUCUGGAUGAGAUUCAGAAGGCAGGAUUUACCAUAGCAUUCCAAAAACAAUUGCAACUUACAGAAUACCAAAUAACAAAAUUUUAUAGGUUAUCAAAUCAGCAUACUGAGAUGCCUUCAGGAUUCAUAGAAUACAUGGCAAGUGGUCCAUUACUGGCAUUAGCUCUGGUUCGAGAAAAUGCUAUCCAGCAUUGGAGAAACCUAAUGGGAAAUUACGACAUUGAGAUAGCACAAGAACAUAAUCCUACAAGCUUACGAGCAAGAUAUGUAUGUCCGGAUAUUCCAUUCAACCAGAUACACGGUAGUGAAAGCUCUGAAAUUGCAAUGAAGGAACUACGUUAUUUCUUCCCUGUUGAGCACACUCUAAUAGCAAUCAAACCUGAUGCUGUAUUAGAAUACAAAGAAGAGAUUAUAGCCAAAAUCCAGAAAUCAGGCUUCAUUAUUUCUGCAAUGAAAUCAGUUGAGUUGACUCCUGAAAUGGCAGCAGAAUUCUAUAAAGAUCAGAAAGGAAAAGCACAUUUCAAAGAACUGGUGAACUACAUGUCUCGUGGUACAUCGCUGAUGAUGAUUCUAACCAAAGAAAAUGCAGUCAGGGAUUGGAGGGACCUGAUGGGGCCUGCAGACCUUGAAUUGGCAAAGAAGUCUUUUCCUAAUUCUUUUCGAGCUCAGUUUGGUAAAAGCAUUUUACAGAAUGGACUCCAUGGUUCAUCCAGUAUCCAACAUGCUCGGCAACAUAUUCGCUUAAUUUUUGGAGAAGCUGUACUUGAUCAAUUUGGAAUUAUCAUAGACCUGUCUACAACCAUGUCCACCACCGGCUUUCUGCACACGUCUCCUUCCACCCAAACUGUUGAUUCUGCUUCCUCAAGCACAACUAUUUUCAUGCAAGAAAUUGAAAGUAGUGAACCGACACAAAUGGCCCUCAUUGAAGAAUCUGAUGUUGAAGUUUCAGAGGUAGCUGAAUCUUCUAAAGUUGUUCCUGCCACUAUCGCCUCUGAUUCCCAAGCUACAGAUACUUCUACCAAAGUGCCCCAUCCUGACUCUGCAGAUCUACCUGUUUCUGUUAGUGAGCCUGGCUCCCAAGAUGUAGAAUCUCUCAUCAGUGAACCCGUUUCUCAGGAUAUAGAAUCUACCAGUGAGCCUGUUUCCCAAAGUAUAGAAUCUCCUAUCAGUGAGCCUGUUUCUCAAGAUGUAGAAUCUUCUAUUAGUGAGCCUGUUUCCCAAGAUAUGACGGUUCCUAUUCGUGGCCCUGAUGAAUUAGCCUCGCCAGAUGAAUCUUCUGUUGAUGGCUCUGUGCCGUCUGAAUCCCCAGCUGUAGAUGCCUCCAUUCUUGGCCCAGAUUCCAAUAUAUUGGAUGAAUCUGCACCCAUUACCAGCACUGAUCUAGAAUCCUCAGAUGUAGUUCCUCCCGUUAGUACUCCUGUUUCUGCUGAUGUGACUGCUCCUGUUAGUCCUGUGUCUACAGAUUUGACUACUGCUAGCCCUGAGUCUGCAGCUGUGACUACUGCUAGCCCUGAGUCUGCAGCUGUGACUACUGCUAGCCCUGAGUCUGCAGCUGUCACUGCUGCUGCUAGCCCUGAGUCUGCAGCUGUCACUGCUGCUGCUAGCCCUGAAUCCGCAGAAGUGACUGCUCCUGAGACCACAGAAGUGACUGCACCUGAAACCACAGAAGUGACUGCGCCUGAGACUGCAGAAAUGACUGCUCCUGAGACCACAGAAGUGACUGAGCCUGAAACCACAGAAGUGACUGCACCUGAAACCACCGAAGUGACUGCGCCUGAGACUGCAGAAAUGACUGAGCCUGAGACCACCGAAGUGACUGAGCCUGAGACCACAGAAGUGACUGCGCCUGAGACCACAGAAGUGGCUGCGCCUGAAACCACAGAAGUGGCUGCACCUGAGACCACAGAAGUGACUGCACCUGAGACUGCAGAUGUGACCAAUCCUGUUAAUGGCGCUGAUUCUGUUUCCUAAGAUGUACCUUCUGCAGGCAGUGAGACUCAUUCACCAAAGCACAGCAUAAUGUUUAAUUACUGCUAACACUGCCUGAGAUUGAAAUUCCAAAUAUAGCUCCGUCUUUACUGACUUUAAUUACUACUGCCAUCAUCCCCGAUCCCAGCUUUUUGGCAGAGAUAUUGAUCUUUGGUUGCGAUUCCUGUUUGUAAACCUGCAUCUUAAGACAAAGACACCAUCAGCAUCUAACCAAAAUUCUUACUUCUCUGUUGUAGUAUCUGACAUCAUUUAUACUGGCUUUGAUCCUUGGAUUUGAUCUCGGAUCCAAGCUAUUGCACUCUGAAAGAGAUUCUGGUUAUUGAAAAUGCAGUCUUCACACAAAAAUAGCUAUUGAACCUGAAUUAAAUGUAGACAAUAAAACUAUUCCUAACACUACCACAAAAUUGUGAUUUAUGUUAUUGCAAAUAAAUUGGCCCCCUACAGAAUAAAUAAUGUAGAUCUCAUUUGCAGAUUAAUUAUUAUAAAUGUCCUCCUGACGUGA